Parathielavia appendiculata is the source of this 1025-nucleotide messenger RNA. RefSeq lists its product as uncharacterized. Bases 284 to 670 code for a protein of 128 amino acids. The transcript is spliced from 3 exons. NCBI's taxonomy places the organism in Eukaryota, Fungi, Ascomycota, Sordariomycetes, Sordariales, Chaetomiaceae. The record is from RefSeq and is a predicted model, not a curated record.
UGGCGUUCCGGAGAAAGCAACCAGUAAGAGCCCAGCUUCCUACCCGGGCUAAACACCACUACCAUGCCAUCGACGGAAAGCGGUACGGGUGCGGAGUGCUUUGCGUGGUUUGCUUCGACCUUCUUCGUCAACCGAAGCACGCAGGGUCUCAGCCGGAAAGUAGCGCCCGGUGUGGACCAUAUAUAGAGGUUAACCCCCCUCGUAUUCUGACAUCCGAGAGUCGGAAACUAGGAACGUACAAACUUGAUAUCUCGGUCCCUGCCACCGUGAACAUUCGUCUACCAUGUCGUCCUCGUCCAUGAACCGAUACUGGAUUCCACAAUUGGACAUCCACAAGAAGGUUAUCACCCAGGAGCUUCAGUACUAUCUCGGUCCCGAGGCGACCGUGAGGUCGUUUACUCGUGAUGGAGAAGAUGGCUUCUUGAUAACCACACCAGGGCCUUGCCUGACAGAUGAGCAAAUAGACGACAUUUGUGUUAAGUCCAAAGAGAUGUGGGAGAAGCAGGCUGCGGCACGGUCAUCCGGCGCAUCGACCAAAGUCCUCAAGCGGCCACUCCAUCAACCCGUGGUCAUGUCGAAGGCUGGGGGGAGUGAUUCGGCGAGACGGAGGCGGGAGAACCGGAGGCGCAACGAGUCGAGGAGCCGACGUGACGAGAGACGGCAAAACUGAUUUGAGAUACCCCGGUGGAAGCCCAGCCUGACUCGUGGUGUGCUGGUAACGCGCGGCCCAGGACGGGGAGCUUGCAGGAGCUUUGUCAUGCGAGGGAGAGGUCGGGCUGCUUUAGCCACCCCACGGACUCGGCCAAUGUCGAAGUCGGCAAAAGAGACUAUGAAGGUACGAUUCGCGGACGAAGCAUUCGACGUUGGCCGACGAGGACGCACGCGGUAGGAUCAGACUGUGGCACGGCGGCCAGGGGGUUUCGGGUUCGGACCAGCAAUGUUGUGCCAUCUGGCAAGCGGCAGCUCUAAUGGACAUGAAAUUUCCCCCCAGUUUUAGGCGGAGCACUGCAUGCGGGUGUCACAUU